AUGUGUUCGAUGUUGGUGUUGGUGUACAUGCACCGAUCACCGUGGCGGCCCUGCGACAGCGCGACUUCAAGGGAUUGGAAUUGCGGUGCCGUGAAGUUGUCGCCGACGUCUAUGUCAAUUAUCGCUCUAGGACGUUGGAACUUCGGCAAAGCCCUGGCGUCUUGUACCCAAAUAGGUGUUACCGUCAGAGAGCGUCGGACGAGCUUCAGCUAUGAAUUGGAGAUAGGAAGGAAGAGGAAGGCGCGUACGAGCCAACGCGCGUCUUUGGAGCCGCGCGCUCAAGCCCCUGUCACAAAAGCCGUCUAA
This is a messenger RNA of Laccaria bicolor S238N-H82, 306 nucleotides long. RefSeq lists its product as uncharacterized. The record is from RefSeq and is a predicted model, not a curated record. The transcript has 5 exons. NCBI's taxonomy places the organism in Eukaryota, Fungi, Basidiomycota, Agaricomycetes, Agaricales, Hydnangiaceae. Bases 1 to 306 code for a protein of 101 amino acids.